Pygocentrus nattereri (red-bellied piranha) is the source of this 3831-nucleotide messenger RNA. RefSeq names its product ST14 transmembrane serine protease matriptase b (gene st14b). Gene Ontology annotation, molecular function: serine-type endopeptidase activity; protein binding. Gene Ontology annotation, biological process: proteolysis. NCBI's taxonomy places the organism in Eukaryota, Metazoa, Chordata, Actinopteri, Characiformes, Serrasalmidae. The transcript is spliced from 19 exons. Gene Ontology annotation, cellular component: membrane. The coding region runs from base 337 to 2895 and encodes 852 amino acids. The record is from RefSeq and is a predicted model, not a curated record.
GAAGUGUCCUGUUCUACAGGUUAUUCUAGAGCCACCUGUAGCUGCUACUACUCUUUUAGCUUUUUGCUCUUUGCUGUACCCGAGUUUGUAGCAAAGUGUUUUACCACAUAAAAUAGUUCCUGUGAAUGAGACGACUGACCUCGGCAGUACAGACUAAAGGCCCUCCUUCAGCAGGUGUGAUAGUGGUUUAGUAACUUGGGUUUGGACUUGGCUAAACGGCACACCCAGCACACAGUUCGGCGGUACAGCCUCGAUGGCGCUGUGAAGCCGAGAACACGGCUAGCCUGAGGCGUACCGGGCUACAGGAUCCUAAAGUCUCCGCAACCUGGCAGUAACAUGGAGCCGCUGAGGAAUGGAGGCCAAAACAGCCCGAAACCUCCGGAUGAUGACCCAUCAGAGAUUUUUCUCCCUUCACCUGAGGGUAAGAAGAUGGAGAAGAAGAACCUGCCAUGCAGAACCAUCAUAGUGAUUGUUGUGGUCAUAUUAGCAGCAGUCCUUGCGCUAACCAUUGGAUUGCUAGUGUGGCACUUCCAUUUAAGGACAGACAGCAGAGUAAAGAAGGUUAUCAGUGGUUCCAUGACGAUCUCCAAUCAGAUAUUCUCAGAUAAUUAUGAGAACUCUAACAGUGAGCAGUUCAAAGAGCUGGCCUUCCGUGUCUCAGAGCAAAUGAAAGUUAUAUACAGUCAUUCCCCAGUACUGUCCAGAUAUUAUGUCAAGUCCAGUGUUCAAGCCUUCAGUGAAUCCAGUGAUAACAAUGUCAUCGCCUACUACCUCUCGGAGUUCAGUGUGCCAGUGACUCAGUCAUCUGCUGUGGAAGAGGCCAUCAACUCCAUUGAGGAAGCUGUGGGGCACAAGCAAGGCCGCAUGAGGUUGAGUCUGGGCCGUAAACCUGGCAACAUCCUGAUUAUUGACAACAUAAUGUCUGGAGAUGUGGAUGUUCGGCUUGUUAAUGCUACUCUUAGACGUUACCAUAAGAAUGCCCACCACUCCCGUAUGGGAGAAAUAGGCACCAUUGAGUCCCCAGGCUUUCCUAAUUCUCACUACCCUCCAAACGUCUAUGUUGAGUGGCAGCUCCGUGCUGACCCUGCUCACAGAAUCAGAUUAGAGUUCACAGUCCUACACCUGGAGAAAGACUGCAACAAUGAUUUCAUCAAAAUAUAUGAUUCUCUAGUCCCUACUGAGAAGCAGGUCAUUGCAGAGAAGUGUGGAUACUACACCCCCAAUGAGCAGCUGAUUUACCUUUCGUCUGGAAAUGUCAUGUUAGUUACACUGGUCACUAACAGAGAGAAGAAUUUUCCAGGGUUCAGGGCGACAUACUCCCAAGUCCCUGUAAAAUCCCAAGAGUGUGGUGGGAAACUAACAGGACUGAAUGGCACAUUUACCUCUCCUGGCUUUCCUUCACGCUAUCCUCCUCAGAUCCAGUGCAUUUGGGACAUUGAGGUUCCAGCAGGAAAGCAUGUCAAAGUGAACUUCAACAAGUUUUCUCUGCAUGACCCAAAACAGAACUCGCACCACUGUACCAAAGACUACUUGGAGAUAAACAACAACAGGAUGUGUGGAGAAAAAUCUACAAACACAGUCCACUCCAGCAGGACCAACCAGAUAAUGGUCAAAUUCUACUCCGACAUGUCCUAUGUGGACCAGGGCUUCUUAGCAGAGUUUAAGGCCUUUGAGCCCAAUGAUCCUUGUCCUGGGAAAUUCCAGUGUGACAAUGAUGUCUGCAUUAACCCUAAGCUGAAGUGUGAUGGCUACGAUGACUGUGGAGACAUGAGUGAUGAGAAGAACUGUGUCUGUGAGGCGUUUCACGUCAAAUGUAGGAAUGGCUUCUGCAAGCCCAAAUUCUGGCACUGUGAUGGGGUGAAUGACUGUGGUGACAACACAGACGAGGAGAACUGCGGACACUGUAAAGCUGGGGAAGUUGCCUGUCGAAAUGGCCGCUGUGUCCCCGAAUACAAGAAGUGUGAUGGCCAUAAUGACUGUGGUGAUGGCACAGAUGAAUCGGAGUGCCCCAAAUCUGUAGUUCUCAGCUGCUCAGAAUACACCUACAAAUGUAAGAAUAACAUGUGCAUUAGUAAGCAGAACCCUCAGUGUGAUGGGGAGCAAGACUGUGAGGACGGUUCAGAUGAAGCAGACUGUGACUGUGGUACGAGACCCUACAUAAGUUCCCGGAUCGUGGGAGGUGAAGAAUCAAGUGAAGGCGAGUGGCCCUGGCAGGUCAGCCUUCACAUGAAAGGUCAGGGUCAUGUGUGUGGAGCCUCUGUAAUCAGCAACCUCUGGCUAGUCACUGCUGCCCAUUGUGUACAAGACACUGAAAAGUUCAUGUAUUCUCAACCGGACCAGUGGGAGGCCUACCUGGGGCUACACACUCAGGGUAAAACCAGUACAUUGACAGUACAGAAGAGUGUGAAGCAGAUCAUCUCACAUCCUGAGUAUGAUCCCAAGACCUAUGAUAAUGAUAUUGCCCUGAUGGAGCUGGACAGCCCAGUUAAUUUCAACCAGAAUAUCUGGCCUAUCUGCCUACCUGCAGCCACACAUGAGUUCCCUGCAGGCCAGGUUGUGUGGAUUACAGGCUGGGGUGCAACCAGAGAAGGUGGAAGUUUAGCAUCAGUGCUGCAGAAAGCAGAGGUCCGCAUCAUCAAUAACACAGUAUGCAGUCAGCUGAUGAAUGAUGAGGUCACUCCACAUAUGAUCUGUGCUGGAGUUCUGGCUGGAGAAGUGGAUGCCUGCCAGGGCGACUCAGGUGGGCCAAUGUCCUCUGUAGACCCAAACAGCGGGCGUUUGUUUCUAGCCGGAGUGGUCAGCUGGGGGGAUGGCUGUGGCCGAAAAAACAGGCCUGGUGUUUACACUCGGGUCACAAAAUAUCGCAGCUGGAUCCGAGAGGGGUCUGGGGUGUAGAGACGUAGGGUGUUUUUUAGGUACAUCUCUAACAUCCUACUCUGAGAGCUUGGCUUGAGACUAGCGAAGGACGCAUACAUGUGUGGAGACUUCAGCACUCAAUCUCUGGGUCCAUUUUAGGUUAUUUAUAACUACAUUGCAACCUAUAUAACAAUAAUCUGUAUUUAAGAGAAUUCAAGUGUGGGCCCACAUGUUAUUGCAAGGGUGCCCAGUCCUAAUCCUGCAAAUCCACCAGCUCCAACACACCUGGCUCUAAUGGUCAGAUACCUCUAAAUGCCUUCAUUACCUGGAUCAAGUGUGUUAGAUUAUUAUUGGAGCUAAAUUCUCCAGGGUGAUGGAUCUCCAAGUUAAAGUUAAUUUCUGUGCUUUGAUUACUCUGAUGAUUUCCCUAAGGUGAGGUUUGUAAAUAUAUUUAAAUCACUUUUUUGUUAGUUGUUUUUGUUUGUAUGCAGUUUUUUAAUAUAUGCAUGUAUGAUUAAAAAAACUGUUUACACAUUUGUUUCUAUUCCUGGAUUAGGCAUGCCAAAAGAAAAGAAAUUAUCUGUGGUCUUUAUCAACAGGCCUAAAUUGAAAUAGAAGGAAAGUAUUUAGAACCACUUAGUGUUUUCUUGUUAUUAAUGUGCAUUAUUUAUACAUAUGAGGUCAAUCAUUACACCAGCCAAUUUAUGUAUACCUUUUAUUUUCCAUUUUUUUGGAAAUUUUCCCCCCCAUUAUUGCUGGUGCAAUAAUGGAUGUUAUAAAGAAGCAUUUCCUCAGGGAGUUUUAAAAGUGGUAUGAAUGUUUCUUAGAAAACGUGUGUAGAUGUUAUAAAUAUAGGGGGGAUUCGGUUAAACUAUUGCAUUUAUGUCCAUCCAUCCAUCCAUUUUCUAAGCCGCUUCUCCGUCAGGGUAGCGGGGGGAUGCUCGAGCCUAUCCCAGCAGUCUUCGGGCGGAAGGC